ACCGAUGGCUGCGUGACAUCGGCUUCUGUCUAUGGAUUCUCGAGAUCGUACUGUUCGGCUUCUUCACUGGAAUGCUCGCCUGGCGUUAUAUCACGCAUCCUAUACUGUUCAAGAAGAACAUGAUGGAAUUCCCAUUGAGUUCGUUCCUAGGAGCUAUCCCGAUCUCUUUCAACACCAUCAUUCAGGGCAUCAUAUCAUAUUAUGAUUAUCGAACUUCUGCUCGAUGGGCGGUCUUCGUUCUCUACUGGAUCGCGCUUGUCAUGUCUCUGGCAAUAUCUUUUGGUCUUGUCAUCUUCCAAAUGAGCCAUGCAAAGCCACAGAAGCUGUCCGACGUGGCAGGAGUUUGGGUCAUGACCACUGUACCUCUUUUUGUCACGGCAUCGACGGCAAGCUCAAUUUUGCCGUUCGUAUACAUGGAGAGCACAAAAUGUGCUAUAGCCUUGCUCGUCACGGGCUUCAUGGCGUGGUCUUUUGCUAUUGCAGAAGUCACAAUGAUCAUCACGAUAUACUUUUUCCGAUUGAUCGCAGACAAGACGCCGGCGGCACCUCUUAUGGUUGGAUCUUUCCUGCCUGUGGCAGCCUUGAGUCAAGGAGCAUAUGCCAUUCACAGAUUCAGCAUCUUCUUGGCUACGUACAUCAAGCAAGGGUACGCACCAACUCAAGUGUCUCCACCACCACUUUCUCAGGCCACACUCCUGGCAACGUCCGAGGUGAUUCACUGGAUGGGUAUCAUUAUGAAUUUCUUCCUCUUGGCUCAUGCGACGUUCUGGGUCGUCCAGGGUACAAUGAGCGUCCUUAUGUCAUUGCCAAAAUUAGAGUUCAACAUCGCAUAUUGGAGUGCAGUCUUCCCUAUGGCUUCAUAUGCAAACACAUGGUGCUUCCUCUCUCGUGACCUGCGAGAUAAUGGAAUGAGAGGCUGGGCAGCGACAAUGGUCAUGAUUGGGACACUGCUGUGGCUCUUCUGCGCUCUAGAAACAGUUUAUAGGGGAUUCUGGCAGGGCAAGUUGUUCUCGGCUCCAGGUCUCGAGGACUGGUUGGGCGAUGGAGAGCAGGAGCAGGACGAGAAGAGCAGAGGUGGUCGGAAAGAUGCAUGGAACGGAAGCUACACGAUACCUCCACCCGGAUCCCAGGACGAGGAGAGUGGACAGGCCAACGGACAUCAGGCUGACGGCAACGAGGGCGAUUCCAGGAGAAGAAAC
Aureobasidium vineae is the source of this 1199-nucleotide messenger RNA. The record is from the annotation of a GenBank genome assembly. Lineage: Eukaryota; Fungi; Ascomycota; Dothideomycetes; Dothideales; Saccotheciaceae.